AUGUUAUUGAUUAGGAAAAUUAAUACACAAUUACACAAAAGAGUCCGACAAUUCUUUUAUUAAGAGGAUUCAAUUCAAGUUGAUGAAUUAUAAGUUACCCAAGUUUAAAUUGCAGAAAUGGAAGAAUUUAUAAAUCCUAAUAAGAUUAUCCUUGACUUUUCCAAAAGCUAUUUCUAAUAGAUUAAACAGAACCUUGAAUCAGCAACUACUAAAACUUCCAUAUUCUUUUGUUUUUUAAAUUUAAAGAAAAUAAUUGAAAUUCCUUGCAAUCCUAAUAUUGACAAAAAAUUAAUAGAGUCGGAUGACAUUAUUGUAAAAGAAUCCCUUGAAGUUAUUAAUGAAAUUCAAUUAGAAAAAGAUUGUCUUUAGAACUCUUAAGAAUUUCAUGCUUAUAAUGUCUCUUUUUAAGAUAAAUGUGAAUAUCAGACUUAAUUAUUUGAAGCAAUUCACUUUUUUGUCUCGAUCAUUUAAGAAAAACUAUCCCUAGAUCCUGAUUUCAUAGAAAACAUAUCACUAGCAAAACCUCUGCUUUACGAUGUUACUUAAAUUUAUCUAAUUUACUAUUUGCGUCUUUAUAGAAUUUAUAUUGAAACAAAUUCACAAAAGUUUAUUUUAGAAUAUUAUGAAAAAGGAUAAUCCUUAUUUAAAUUAGCUUGUAGUUAUUUUAAUGAAUAUCAAACUAAAAAUCUAUUUAAUCUGCUUUAUAAUUUUAGAACAGUAUCAAUUUUAGCCAUCAUUCUCUCAAAUAAAUUAUAGUACAUUUAAAAAGUUAUAUAAGAUUUCUUAAACUAUCAUUAUUAGAAUAUAGAAAAUAUGAUAUAACUUUUUAAAUUUGAAUAGGCACUUAAAAGUACAAUUUUUGAUUAUUGUUUAAGUGUUUCUAAUCAAAAUACAUUCUAAUUAUUAUUUUAAGAAAUAUAAAAUUUGGAUUAAAAAUUUUAAAAUAAUUGCUAUAUAUUAGAAUUAAAAUGGUUAUUGUUUUCUAGAUAUCUUUCAUCAGAUUUUCAGGAGGAAUAAUUAAGAUCAUAUAUAUAUAUGAAUAUAAGUAAUCCAAUUUUAUGGAAACAAUAAUUAUUAUAACUUAUUUAUUUGAGCUCAAAAAGAUUUUUAAUUUUUUUUAUCAAUCUAGAAAAAUUUGCAAAUUCUAAUGAAAUUAUAAGAAAUUGGUAAGAAGCAAUUAUUGAUGUAAUUAAAUCUUGUUUUAAGAUUGAACCUAAAUACGAAUUUGAAGAAUAUUCAUUUGAAAAUCUUUUUAAAUUUAUUUUGAAUUCUUUAUAGCAUAUUUUAUAAUAUAAUUUAAAGAAGAAAACAAGUUCAAAUAGAAUUUUAUAAUUAUUGGAAGAAUCUAUUAAUCAUCCCUUAGCUAAAGAAUAAAGAUUUUAAAAAAAAUUAUUAGAUAUUCUCAUCAUUAGUGAUUUAGCUUGUUAUGGUGAUAACAUUGAAAAUUUUAUAUUCAAUUAUGUUUCUCCAUCUUCAUUUACAAUUGAUCCCAUCAAUACAGCAAAAUAUAUUGUGAUCUGUAAUUAAAGUGCUUGCAGGUAGAAAAUAAUAAAUCAUAUUUAUUGUUCCAUUAUAAGAUAUAAAAAAAAGAGUUCUGUAGAUCCAAGAACAGAUUUAAGUCAAAUAGUAUAAUAAUUACAUUAAAUCAUUGUUUAUCUUAAAGAAGAAAAGACAGUUCAUGAAAAUGUUAAAUUUUUAUCUUAAUAAAUAAGAUUUGCUCUAAGAUCAAUACUCACAAUUUUUGUAAUAAAUGGUGAACAACUUUAAUAAGAAAAUAAUGAUUGUUUACUAACAUAAUAUCCUUUAUUAUUUUUAGAAAAAUCAUUUUAAGAAAUUGUUGUAAAUUUUGAUUCUCCUUCAAGAGAUACUUUUGAUAUUUCUUGUGCAUUACAUAUAUCAUAAUAUUUGAUGAAAAUCUUAGAUUUAGUAAAUUCAUUUCAAAAUUGUUAAUUAGAAGAUUUAUAUGACAUUUUUACAUGCUUACUUAAAAUAAUCUAAGCAAUAUAAUAGUUUUUAUUUCUUAAUCAUGAUUUAAUAGCAUUAAAUUAAUUUUUUGAUAAUAUUGAUUUAUCUUUUUAUAAAUUUAUGGUUAAAGUUUUAAUACAUCAUAAAAAUUUAUCAUAGAGACAGUUGAAAUAUGUAAUUGAAAAUAUGAAUAUAUUAAUUUUUGAAGAUCGUUUGAAUAAAAAUAUUAGUAGUAUAACUGAAAAUACAUAAAAAUAUUUAAAUUAUCGUUUGAUUAAAAUAUUUCUAAGUAUCUUUUUUGAAUGUGAAUUUCCAUAUGAAUAUAAUUUAUAAAUUGUUAAUGGAAUAUUUGAACUUGUAAAUUAGAAUAUGUUUUAAUUUUCUUCAAUAGUAAACAAAACUAUAUUACUCUUAGCAAUAGAAAAUAAUUAAUAAGAUACUUAAUUAAGAUAAAAAUUGAUUAAUAUUGUUAAAUUAAGUUUUGAGACUAGCUUCUCAAAUAUAUCAUUAAAAUACUUAUUAAGAUUAUGUUUUGGAGGAUCUAAUAAAUUGUUAAUAUUUCGUAACUAAAUGUCUGAUUUUAAAUAAAGUUAAUAAUUAGCAAAUUCAAUAUUUGAAAAUGAUGGUGAUCUCAUUAAUAUAUUUUUUGAACCAUAACUGAACCUUGUAAAGAAAUAUAAUUUUAAAUAAUGUUUAUCAGAUUUUCUAAAUAUUUUCAAUAAUUUAUUGGAAGUUAAAGAUUCAUACAUAUUUUUUAAAGAUUUUAAUUCUUAUAUUAGUUUUCCAAUUCAAUUUCCUAUACAAAAAGGAUUUACUAUAUAUUUUGAAGUUUAGUUUACAAAUCAAAUACCAUAAGAGAUUAAUGGAUUUUAGGAUUCUUAGGAAAUAAUAUAGUAAGAGAAUCGAUAAUAAUACUAUGAAAUUAUCACUUUAUAUUCAGAAAAGAUUUAAUAAAAAAUUAGUGGAAUUAAUAUUGUAAUAUCUCAAAAAUCUGUUUAAAUUAGAUAAUUUAAAUUUCUAAAUAAACAAGAUAUGUUAGGAACAGUAUUUUAAAAUUACGAAAUAAAUGUGCCUGAAUCUUCAAAAUAUAAUUAUUAAAUUAAUUAUAAUAAUGGAUGUUUUACAGUUUAUGUUAAUGGUCAAUUAUGCAAGAGUGAACAUAAAAAAAUUAUUGAAAUUAAUCAAAUAAUUUAUAUUGAUUUAGGAAAAAGUAUGGAAUCAACAAAUGCUCUAAGCUAUAUUUUUGCAACUUAAUCAUUUGAUUAUGAAACUAAUAUUUUUACAGGUAAAAUGUACAAUUUUAUUUUAACUGAUUUAGUUUAAAAUGGAUCUAUUUUAGAAGAGCAAAAUAAAAAUAAAUACUUAAUUAAAUUUAAUAAAUUUAAAAAAUUUUUAAAUCCAAAUGGAGUAUUUGAUAUGGAUAUGAGUGAUCUCUUUUAAAUCAAUGAUACUAUUUAAAAUAAAGAGAAUAGAUCAUAUUGUUAUAAAGUUAAUUCCAUUUCUUGUAAAUAAAUAUCUAAUGUAUAAGAUAUCUUAAAAAAUAGUAAUAUAUAAUCUCUGAUAUUGCUUGUAUUUCAAGAAAUUUUGGAUUAAAAUAAUUUAUCAGAAUAUGAGAGUUUAAUAUCAAAUUUAUUAGAUAUCUUAUUAAAUAAGAUCAUUUUAUAAGAUGAUGAAACACAGAAAGUAUUUUUUAAAUAGGAAUUUAAUUAUUUUAUUAAAAUACUUAAAUUAUUAACAUAAAAAAUAAAAAUACAAAAAUUAAUAGAAAUUUUAGACAAUUUUAAUUAAAAACUAAGUGAAUCCAAUCAAAAAUAUUAUAUAUAAUUUACCAAUCAAGUUAUUUAUGAUUUUUCAUUAUUUUAAUAAUUUUUGGAUGAUGAAAUCACACUAAACAACUAUUUUUUGGUAAUAUUAUAGAAAUAUUAAAUUCCAUUUUAAAAUGUAAUAGAAUAAAUAAUUAAAAAUACUAACUAAAAAAUUUUAGAAACAAAAACUUAUUUUGAAUUUUUGAAAUCUUACAUAAUUUAACCUUAUUAUAAAAAUAUAAAAAUCAAACAUGAAAAUCUAUUUUAUAAAUUUGUGAAUGAUAUGUAAUUAUUUGCUAAGCUUUUUGAAUAUUAAGAUUUGAGUUCAGAUUAUCUUUAAAUAAUAAAAUUAUAUUUAUAAUUAAUCAAUUAACACUUUUAAUAGGCUUUUAAAACAAACUUAAAUAAAUACUCUUAAAAUACAUUAAUAAUCUAAUAAAAGAAUGAUAUAUUAUAACUAGCAGCAUUAUUAAAUGCAUGUCAAAAGAAAGCAUGCUAAAACAAAAGUAAAAAUUUUGAUGUUAUUAAUUGGAAUUUUAUUAAUUUAUUAAUAAAUAUAGAAGAUCUUCAUAAAGAAAAUUUACAAUAUAAUCCUAUAAUGAUAGAUUCACUUGUACUUGAAAUAUUGUGUAAUAGGGAUAAUCUAAGAAUAGAUUAUGAAACUUAAAACAUUAUAAUAACGAUAAUCUAAGAAAUAGAAAAUAAAAAUUCAUUGUGUGCAAUUAUAAAUCUAAUUGCUUUUCUUUUAAAUAAUAAUGUUCAAAUAUUUGAUAACAAACUUAAACCUACUAUAAUUAAUUAAAUAAGUUUUAAGUUAAUUAAGUAUAUUUAAAAAUUAGAUUUACUUGAAAUCUCAAAUAAUAGUAUGCUAGAAUUAGUUUUUGACUCAUUACACUAUAAAGAUCUUCAAAAUUAAUCUUAAGAAGUUUAUAUGUAAUUACUAAAAUAAAAAAUAAAGAAUUAACAUCUUAAUUAAAUUGAUUUAGGAAGAUUAAUAAAAAUUUAUUCAUAAAUACCUGAUAUAUUUUUCAUUUUAUUAGAUUUUAUUAAGAAUUAAUUACAAAUUCAAAAAAUGCAAAAUUAUGUUAUAAUAUUGGCAAAUCUUAUUAAAAUGUUAAAUAUAAUCAAAAAAGAUUGUUUUGCAAAAGAUUAAUAGUCUGAUUUAAAAAGUUAGUGUUCUUGCUUUUUAAAUUAUUACAUGGAAUUAUUUUAGUCUAAAAAUUUCUUCAAAUUUAAUUUAAAAAAAAAGUAAAAGGAGAAUUUGUAAAAAGAAUAUUAAUUAAUUUGUGGGGGAUUAUUUGGACUAUUUACUGAGAUAUUUCAUAUAGCAAUAUAAAAUUAAUCAUUAGAAUUUGUUAUUGAUAACAUUAUGAAACUAUUAUAUAUAUAUUAAGAAGAGAUGAAUAAAAGAACAGAUGAUUCUUUGGUUUAGGAAUUAUAUAGUUUAUUCAAUUAUAGUUUAGAUAAAAAUGGAAUUAAAUUUCCAAUUAUUGUUAAGAUUUUCAAAAAUAUUAUUGUAAAUGUACCAGAAAGUAAACAAAAAUGUAUAUAAGAAACUAUUAAUUAAAUAGAAUAGUAAUAGGAAAAAUAAUUAAAAGGAAAUGAGAAUAUUAUUAAUGCUAUGUAUGGUGAAUUUAUGAAUUAAAUUUAAAAGAUAGAAGAUGAUUAAGAUUUAUUUUAAUAAAAAUAUGAAGAAUAUAAGAAGAAUAAGUUGGGAUUCAUUUAAUUUAAUUAAUAAAAAAGUAUAUGUUUAAAUUCUACUUGGGAUGGAUCAACAAUUCUUACAAGAAGAAAGGAUGAUGAAGAUUAAUAAAUUGAACAAUAAAUUUAAUUGUAAAAUUCUCAUAUUAAUUUAUAUAUUGAUUUCUAUCUUAGGAAUGAUAGAAAUUCAACUUAAUUAAAAAAAUUUAUUGAGACACUUAAUAAUGACAUUUUAGAAAAUUAAAAUAAUUUAAAAAAAGAUUAUUAAAUUAAAUGGAAACAUUCUAAUCUUGUUGAUUAUGAAAAUAAAAUAAUUUUCAAAAAAUAUAUCUUUUUAAAAAAUUAAAUAGAUAAUUAAAAUUAAGUUAAUCCAUCUAAUCAUUUUUUAGAGUCUUAAAGCAUAAGUAUGACUUAAAAUUUUAAAGAAAAUAUAGAAAUUAAAGGAACUUUAAAAAUUUUAGAAAAUUGUGAGGAAGUAUAAAUAAAAAUUAUUUAAACUGGUAUUGAAUUUUUUGAUCCAUUUAGUAAGGAAGUGAUUGUAGUUACAAAUUAAAAUUGUAAGAUUACUGUUAUGAAAUAUUAAGAUGAAGAGAAAAGUUUUUUAAUAAAAUACUUUGAUUAAUCUUAUCAAAGUAUUUUCUUUCUUAUUAUUAAUGAAGAAAAAGCAUUUAAAUAAUUGAAAAAACAUUUUUCAAAUUUAGAAUUAUUAAGUACAAAAUCAUAAUCCGAAAUUAAGAAAAAUUUAUCUUCAAAAUGGCAAUUAGGAUAAUUUUCAAAUUAUCAAUAUAUAUAUUUAUUAAAUUCACAUUCAGGGAGAAAUUUAUUAGAUAGAAAUAAUUACUUUAUAUUUCCUUGGACAACUGUAUCUUUAAAAAAUUCAUCAAUAAAUAUUAAUCGAGCAUUUAAUUAAAGUAUUUUUCAAUAAAAGGAUACACAAUAUUUAGGAUAUUUUCAUUCAAAUGAAACAUAAUUAAAUUAUUUUUUAUGUUUAGGUUAAGAAGAUUCAGUAAAUCAAACAUAAAUAUCAAAACCUGAUGAUAAUUCUAUAAAUGAAAUGAAACUUGAUAGAAAAAUAAAUUUAAUUAAAUUUAUGGAUGAAUUAUAAAAAUUAGGAGAAUGUAUGCCUGAAUUUUAUUCAAAUCCAUAAUUUUUUUAAGAAUAUUAAUUACCUAAUUGGGUAUUAACCUAAACACCUGAAGAAUUCAUUUAUAUCAUGAGAGCUCAAUUAGAAUCAGAUAUUGUUCAAGGAUUAAUUAGACAUUGGAUUGAUUUAAUAUUUGGAAUUAAUUAAGUAUAAUAAUAAAUUAUUUUAUUUUUAGAAUUAAAUUUUUAUUGAUAGAAAUUCCUCUAGAGCUAAAAUGAAUGGUUGUAAUUAUGGUUAAUCAAUGAAAUAACUAUUUACAGAAAAACAUUUACCUCGAAAAAUAUGUAUUAUAUUUUAUUAAUUAAUAAUAGUUAAUAAUUAUUUUGGAGAUUAACCUAAAAUAAGAAUGACUAUAAAAAGAUUGCUUUAUUAAGGAGAUGAAAAGAUUAUUUCGGCUUAUUAUUAUUCGUGUUAAUAAUUUAUACUCAUUACAGAGAAAGGAACAGCUAUUAUAUUAGAUGUAAAUGGAUAAUUGUUUUAAAAAAUGAGUUUGGAAUCUGAUUGUUUGACAAUUAGAUUAAAAAAAUAAUUAGAAACCAAAUAACCAUUAACUAAUUAAUUAACAUGUUUUAUUGAUUUUGAUAAUUAGAAUUUUACAGAUAAAUAAGAAUCUUAAUAUCAUAUAAUAGAAUCUGAGAAAUUAAGUUUAUUUUAAAGUUAUUCUCUAUUUUUUAUAGUUGGUGGAUAUCCAAAUGGAGAAUUUAGAUCAUAUAAAGGGAAUAGUUUAAAAUAUAAACAAUUUAACACUUUAAAUCAUUCAAAUAUUUAAUGUAUAAGUAUUUGUCAUGCAAGAUGUGUAUUUAUAAUUGGAUAAGAAGAUGGUGGUAUUUCAUUUUGGAAAAUUACUAAAGAAUAUGAGAUUUCAAUUACACCAUUUCUUGUUAUAACAUCUCAUGUUCAUAGUAUAACUAAUAUUGAUUGUUCAACAUCUUAAAUAUUGAGUGUAGAUUUAAUUAAUGAAGUACAUAUUCAUUAUUAUAAUGGUGUAUUACUUAAAAAGAUACAAUUAAAUUGUUAUGGAAGAAUUUUAUAUUGUUAAAUUAGUUACACAAUGAAUUUGUAUAUCUUUUUAAAUAGUUUCAAUAAAAUCAUGGCUUAUAAUUAAGAUGGAUAAAUAUAUAUUCAUCCUAUAGAAAUCCCUUAAAAAAUUAAUAAUUUUAUACCUCUUACUCCAUUUUCAUCAUAAUUCAUAUAUACAACAGAUAGUGGACUUUAUUUUGAUGACAUUUUUAUUAUGAAAAUGAAAUAAGAUGGAGUAAUUAUAGAAAAAACUUAAGAUAAGAAAAUAUAUGAUUAAAAUUUUUCAUUAAUCAAGGCUGUGUAGGGUACUAAAUUGUUACUAAAUGAAAGAAGUGGAAAUAAUAUCACAAGCACUUAAAUAAUAUUUUAAUAGAGUGAGAUUUUUUAAUUAAGAUUUUACACUGUAGGCUGUGAUAAUGGUAACUUUUGGUGUUUAUAUAAUGAAGAGGAAUGUAAUUAUUUAAAAUAUUAUUUUAUAGUACUCUAAUAUCAUGAAAAAAAAUUACAAAGGUCAGGUCUCAAAUGA
This is a messenger RNA of Paramecium pentaurelia, 8161 nucleotides long. Lineage: Eukaryota; Ciliophora; Oligohymenophorea; Peniculida; Parameciidae. The record is from the annotation of a GenBank genome assembly.